Messenger RNA from Alternaria burnsii, 2925 nucleotides. Its product is annotated as gpi1-domain-containing protein. Gene Ontology annotation, cellular component: endoplasmic reticulum; membrane. The record is from RefSeq and is a predicted model, not a curated record. Gene Ontology annotation, biological process: GPI anchor biosynthetic process. Gene Ontology annotation, molecular function: protein binding. The transcript has 6 exons. The coding region runs from base 1 to 2925 and encodes 974 amino acids. Lineage: Eukaryota; Fungi; Ascomycota; Dothideomycetes; Pleosporales; Pleosporaceae.
AUGCACGCUUUCUCUAUUCUUACCAUCGGAAUCUUCGUUGCAGGAUACUCGACUGCUCGUUGGGAUCUUGUGACACGCAUCUACGAGUUGGCGAUAUUUGCCUGGGAUCACGGAGUGGUGACAAGGACUGCCAAGGGUUUCGCACUGCUCUCCCUGCUGUUCUUCCUCUUCAUACUGCCAAUUGUGCGCAUCGCAACACAGGAGACGGACCUGCACCCGCGACUUGCAGGCACCGGCAUCUCUGCACGCGAACAGCUCAAACGUCGCGACGCUCCCAGGGACUCUGCGCCGGGUGUUCUGGUGGGCUUCAGAAACUCAAAGUCGGAUGUCUUUGUCGUCGGUGUGCUACAAGACGUCGAGUUGCGCCAGGUCGAGAAUGCACUGCUUGUGGGAACCUUGCUGCGACACAGCCCCCACGAUAUCCAAGAACUACUGCAGCGAUGUGGACACUCCUCUGUGCGCGCAUUGGGUUCCGUUAAUACCAAGAGGCCAGCCGAUCAGUCUGGCGCCGACCUGCUCACAGUCCAUACCGACCCUUCGCUCCGCUUCCCGCGCCUUCACCACCCCGACGAUGCCCUCAUAACCAUGCAAGUCAUCGUCUACGACCGACCGCACCCAACGCGUAUGCAAUACCUCUCACUCAAGCCCAUCACGCUGGCUCUGGGGGACAAGACAAAGGUCGCAGAAUGGGACGUGGCUUCCGAAGAGCUAGAACGAGCAGAAGAGAGGGAACGUAAGAGGAAAGCACACCUUGUCGAAAAGCUGGAGCUACACAGAGUGAUUGCACAUCCUCGCACACAGAAAGAGCUGGCGUUGCCCAUGAUCAUUGAGCAGGUGAACUGUUCGUACGAACUCAACUCUCUGCUGCAGAAGAAUAUUGGCAUGAUUGGCAGACGCAUGAAGCGAGCUCUGAGUGUCAGUGAGCGCGUCGUUGAGUCGGCCAACGAUCUCUGGGAUUACAUCUGGCUUGUACUCCACUAUGCAUUCAGAGUCUGGAUAUGGCCCAUAGCUGCGCAGUUGUUCAUCUUUGGGCUGAUUACACACCGUAUAAUGGGCGAGGCAGUUCUUCAGGUUCUGCAUUGGCGGCCAGGCUCUUCUGACUCGCCAGCCCUGAAAGACAUCUCUGCAACAGCACAGCAGAUCGACAUUAGAUUGCAACAGUCUUGCUACUGGCCCAUCCAGUAUCUCACCUUGCGCAGAAGGAAGAUCAAUUGGGAAAGCAUCACCAACAGUCACCCAGAAUACAUCAGAUUCUACAAUAGCCUUUGGCUGGUUGCGAAUGAUGUCAUAAUGGGCAUCGCUGUCGGAACAUUCAUCAUCGAGAAUGCUUCAUUUGUGGCGGCUCAAGUCGAUACCAUUUUCAGCACCUGGUCGGUCGACGGACUACGGCGUAUGAUAUCGUGGCUCAUGGGUUGGCCUGGAGGUUUGAAGUUGAACACUGAGUUGGCUGCAUUCCUUGGCGACCUGUUUCUGUGGGUUAUCGACUACUGGGCUGGCUGCAUAUCUCUCUUGCGACCAAAUCUGCCUGCGCUCGUCCAGAUCAUCGGCUUUUCAGCUUUUGCUGGCGCCACUAUGCCCAUCUCAAUCUUUUCAGAUCUCGUCUCACUAUUGACGUUGCAUAUUUACUCAUUCUACGUCGCAUCUGCUCGCAUCUUCCAUUGGCAGCUAACUAUCAUCAUAUCGCUCUUUCACCUCUUCCGUGGAAAAAAGCGCAAUAUUCUCCGUAAUCGGAUCGACUCAUGCGACUACGACUUGGACCAGCUGUUACUUGGGACAAUUCUUUUCACACUACAAUUCUUUCUACUGCCGACAGUGUUCGUCUUCUACCUGACAUUCGCAAGCGCACGUAUUGCAGUCAUUGGCCUGAAGGCCGCGUUGGAGAUGGGUUUGGCAUGCCUGAAUCACUUCCCGCUCUUCGCAGUCAUGCUCCGGCUCAAGGAUCCCGGACGACUGCCCGGAGGGAUAUGUUUCGAGCUUCAAAAUACUACCGAUGCUAGCUCUAACACGGCAGGCUCGGUACACUCACCUCCCACUGCCUACGUGCUGCUAAAAUCAAUCCCAUUAUCUCUUCGUGCCAUGUUCCAACCUUACUUUGACCUCGGCGAUCGCAUACGCAAGCACUACUUCUCGCCUAGUGUCUUGCUGUGUCUAGUUUCCGGACAAUUUGUUCCACCUAUUCACCGCCGCAACCUGUAUAGCUUACAGUACAGCAUGUUACCCGCAAAAAGGGCAAGCAUAGGCGAAUUGUGGAGAAAGUUGACUGAAAGCAAUGGGAGAACAUCAUCACACGAGCUGAACGGAUUCGACCCUUCUUCGUUCUUGCUCGUUCGUGUGGGCUGUGAUGCCUCUCAACAAGACUUCCUACUCCAUGAAGGCAUUCUUUGUGCACGUUCAGAGUUCUUCCGCCGCGCUCUAAAUGGUAACUGGAUUGAAAAGAAGGAACGACUUGUCAAGCUACCCGAAGACGAUCCCCAGACUUUCGCAUUCUACGUCAGCUUCAUCUACACCAAUGUGAUGUUCGACGCUACAGCCCUCCAAACCAUGACAACGUACGAGUUCCAAGCACAUAUCCUAGCUGUUGUCAAAUUCUACGUCCUGGCCGAAAAGCUGAAAGACAGGCAAGCCAAGAACGAGGCCUUGCGGAUCGUGCUCAGCGACACUGCAGAGCGAUCGUUCGCUGACAGUCUACCUAAUGCCGAAAUUGUUCAGUUCAUGUACAACAACACCCUACAAGGUAGCCUUGGACGACGUCUCAUGGUCGAUCUCUGGAAUGACGUACACGCAGAGAGCAUCAUUGAGCAACGUGAGGGCAUCUGCAAGGAGUUCUUUGUUGAUCUCGCCCAUGCACUCCUUGGUGAACGUCCUUCGCGAAAGCGGAACGGGGCUCUGUCCUAUGGAGCCAAGGAGUAUUGCGAGGGGCUGUGA